Molecule: messenger RNA, 1081 nt
Organism: Drosophila miranda
Lineage: Eukaryota; Metazoa; Arthropoda; Insecta; Diptera; Drosophilidae
Product: guanylate kinase-associated protein mars-like
Exons: 2
Coding region: 356-940 (194 amino acids)
Biological process (GO): signaling; centrosome localization; kinetochore assembly
Cellular component (GO): spindle pole centrosome; nucleus; cytoplasm
Molecular function (GO): microtubule binding
Source: RefSeq, a predicted model, not a curated record
CCUACAGCAGGCCCAAAGCCCAAGGCAGCGGAUUUGGUCGUUGGACCUUCUGCAAAUGGGGUUGUUCAUUUGCCAAAUGUGAGGACGCAACCAUUCUAAAAGCCGGCCGUGAGUAAGCCCACCUUAAAAAUACCAGCAGUGAAACCAAAGCCCAUUCAAGAAGGCGGCGGAGGGGGAGCUGCGGGAAAAUUUAAGUCGACCGCAGUAGCAAAAGGGCCGGCAAUAAAAAACAAGCUUGCCAGCCAAUUGUCGACCAGAAUGAAGGCCAAGAGCAAAGUCAGCGCUGGAAGAGAAGAUAAGUUUCCCUGCUCUGGCCACAUUCACGCAGUGCAAGACGAACAAUUGCAGUCAAGAAAUGAUAGAAGCCUUGGGUGAGAUUUCAAAUCUGAGUCCAGUGGGUCCAAUGAGCAGCCACCGAGAUUCGAAAGCGAAGCGGAAAUUUGACUUUUCUAGGUACUCUUUGAUAAAACCGGCAGCUGAAGAGAGUUUGAUCUUGGAUCCAUAUCUGGCUAAGGAUCCAGAUGAUAAAGAACAAGAAAAUUCUACUCUGAAGGCAGCUGCGGAGCAAACCCCUCCUCGCAGGAUUUCCGAUGAGAAGCCCAACUACUUAAGUCCAUAUGUGAGCGUCUCGCGCGGUAAAGUCAACUCUCGCUGUGAUCGUGAGAAGCGAAACAGCAUGUAUUUGCCCGGUGAGGAGUAUCCUGUUGCCAAUCGGCGGGCCCUCGAGUCGGUGCUCUACUUUCGCAUACAGCUGGAGAAUGAGAUUCGACGACUGCGAGAUAUCUGCAGCGAGUGGGAAGCCUAUAGCAGGGAGAAUGAGGCGCAUCUGGUUGAGACGGGCGGCAUAGAUAUGAUCAAUGUGGCCAUUGGACAGACAAAUUUGCUCUCUACCAAGAAAUUGAUGCAGUUCAGCGGUCUGAUUGACCGUUGCGGGGCGUGAGCUACGGGCAAGAACCAUCGACCCUACGAUGGCAGCGAGGAGACGAAACCCGUCCAGGCAGAGGAUCUGGAAGGGUGGUGGGACAUGCUGCGACUCCAGAGUGAGAAUGUUGACAAGCGCUUUGAUAACUUGAAGCGAUGG